UGUACAACAUUUGUGCAUUUUUGCUGCUGUGCUUUCGCACCGAUUAUAAACAGUUUUGUACUUAAUUUAAUUUUGUGAGGUAUGGCUAACUACAACAAUCCAAAUGAUUACUCCUGGCAGGGCCAAAAUAACAGCCAGAAUUACUCUUUCAAUACCUCCAAUGCUUUUGGCGGUCAAGCUCAAACGUUGGACUUUCAGAGUUUUCCAACGGACCACCAAGACUUCUCAUUUGACCAAGCAGGACAGAAUGCAUAUCCUCCAAACAACAACCAAUACUACAAUCCAAAUAUGUUCCAACCUGCUCCAAUACCCGGCGAGCCAGCAACGGAAACCACUGACUUUGAUGAGCCACCUCUACUUGACGAGCUAGAAAUAUAUCCUGAUAGGAUAUUAGAGAAAACUCUGGCUGUCAUGAAUCCAUUCCACGGACAAUCAAAAGCUGACGAUGCCAAUUUCUUGUUAAGAGACACAGAUAUUGCUGGGCCAAUAACAUUUUGUUUAGCAUUGGCUGUGUGUCUAUUUUUAUCAGGAAAUAAAGCUCACUUUGGUUAUGUUUAUGGUCUCUCUGUAAUGUCUGUUAUAUUGAUGUAUUCUUUGCUUUCACUGAUGAGCCGUUCUGAGGGUGUGUUUACAUUACUAAGUGUUGCCAGUGUGCUGGGUUACUGUAUGUUACCUAUGGUUGUGCUGGCAGGGUUGGGUAUAUUCAUUUCCUUAGAGGGAACAAUAGGGCUUACCCUGUCAGCUGUGGCUGUAAUUUGGUCCGCCUUAUCUGCAAGCAGGUUGUUUGUGACCAUGUCUGGAGAUGCUGAGCAGAGGCCACUAAUAGCAUACCCUUGUGCUUUAGUCAAUGGAGUAUUUGCUUUAUUAGUACUGUUUUAAUUUACAACAUAAGUUUACUAGGUACUUCAUUUUGUUACUGACUUAAAAGGAAUAUGUUAUCUUAUCCUUCUAACUAGAAUUCCCAUACAAAGUUGUACACCUCUAGUAUUAGUUUUGUUUUACUAACCUAUUUUUUACCACUGACAUAGCAUGUAUAUUGUGAUGUUUUUGGGCAAAAGGCUAAAAUCUGAGGAGAUUGUUUGUUCUUGAUAAGAAUGAUCUUUCAGCUUAUUAACAACUGACAUUCAAGUUACCUUUUGCUAGGAAACCAAUUUUUGUCAUGGCAGUAUUAGAAUAAUAAAACCUAGAACACCUGUUAAUAAGUGAAGCAACAAUAUCACUAUCUUUUUUGCUAUUACAAUAAUCAAGUGCCACUGUCACUGCCAAAACUCAGUAAAUAAAUAUGGCUUCACUACUCAGUACUCAAAUUCUAGGCUUAUUUUCUAAAAUGCCAGUGUGGUUACAAAGAUUGACAGUAACAUGUGUACAUAAGGUAAACAUACUAGUGCUUGACAUGCUAAUGCCCAAUAGAUGACACCUUGCUGUCAUCUCUAUUGACAAUGACUUAAGUUUCAAGAUGACAUGUACUGGGACCACGUCAAGCACCUUACUUAUGUUGUGGUAUUUCAUACUUGAUUAAUGCAAUUUUAUCUCAUUAGCGGUAGUAGUAAACACAUCAUAUUUUCUUUGUAAAAUAAUAUUUACUCUAAGGAGGCUGAUGAUUGUUAUUGUUAACCAUAUAUUUGUAACACUAUAAAUUUCAACUAUGUAGUGUAAAUAAAAUUCCUACAUUAUU
This is a messenger RNA of Cydia splendana, 1675 nucleotides long. RefSeq names its product protein YIPF7 (gene Yip1d1). The record is from RefSeq and is a predicted model, not a curated record. Gene Ontology annotation, cellular component: trans-Golgi network. Gene Ontology annotation, biological process: vesicle fusion with Golgi apparatus; endoplasmic reticulum to Golgi vesicle-mediated transport. Bases 82 to 879 code for a protein of 265 amino acids. The transcript has 2 exons. NCBI's taxonomy places the organism in Eukaryota, Metazoa, Arthropoda, Insecta, Lepidoptera, Tortricidae.